This is a messenger RNA of Leptidea sinapis, 1994 nucleotides long. Its product is annotated as golgin subfamily A member 6-like protein 22. The record is from RefSeq and is a predicted model, not a curated record. The transcript is spliced from 13 exons. The coding region runs from base 126 to 1871 and encodes 581 amino acids. NCBI's taxonomy places the organism in Eukaryota, Metazoa, Arthropoda, Insecta, Lepidoptera, Pieridae.
AGCGCAUUGGAGAAGAAUAAAAAUUACUCGUUUUUAAUGUCAGAAUGUAUACUUUAAUUUUCAUGAUCAAAUAUAAUUGAUAUCAAGACAUUUUACUUUUGUAAAAUAUAAUUUAUAAUUACAAGAUGCCAAUAGCAAUGACUAAAGAUCAAUGGGCUCGGAUACACAAAUGGACGGAGAGCAACGACGACCCGGAUGCGACACGACGCCGGAAUUACGUGAAGUACUUGAACGAUACCAGCAGAGAAAUGACGAAACAUUGGCCGAACUCGUUGGAUAAAGUAAACAAACGCAACGAGGAACUCCGGCAAGCGCGCAUCGCGGCGGCCGAAGAGGCGAACAAUAAGUUCUACCGGCGCUACAUGCGGCGCAAGCGAGAAGAGCAACAGGAGCUGAUGUACUCCGCGCGGGAGACGGUCUUCAAGAACACAGACGCACCUAAACUGCUGCUCUCUGCGGUGAUCGAAACAGUUGUUCAGAAAGAACGCGAAGAGCAAAUCAAGUUUAACAAAGAGUUGCAGAAGCUGGCAAUGGAGCAGAAGAAGAAAGACGAUGAUGAAAUCAUACGCAAGUCCAAGGAGUGGCACCAGCUCAUGGCUGACCGCAAAAAGAAACGCUUUGAUGCCGAUAAAAAAUAUCAAAAGGAAAUACUUGAGCAAGCUAAAGAGGUGGCGGAGAGAAAUCGUACGGAGUACGAAACUGAGCUGGAGAUGCAGAAGAUCGACAACAUGAAGGCGGACGCUGAAAUGGACGCUCUCGAUAAGUUUGACGAAGACUUUAAAGCAGCAGAAAAGGCGCGCAUUCUGUUCGACAUGAAACGUUCUCAUGAAGAGUUCGAAAAGAGACAGCGAGAGAAUGAGGCGCGUGACCGGACUGACGACCGGCUAAUAGAGGUGCUGCAGAAAUCUCGCGCCAGGGUCGAGGCUAAGCGGAAGCAGACUGAAAAAGCGAUGAAAAAUGAGAAGCUUCGUAUUUUGGAGGAAAUAAGUCAUAAGCUGGAGAGCGGUGACGCAGCUCGCGAUCAGAAGGAGAAAGAGAAUUUGGAGAAAGCUGUGCGAGAGAAAGAUGCAGCCGCAAAAGCUCGUAGGCAAGCAGACGCCAACAGGGAAGCCAAGAUAAAACAGGAGAGGAUCGAGAUUCAGGAGCAGUUCCUAGAGAAAGAGAGACAGAGAUUGCAUGAGCUCGACACCAUGCACACUUGGGAUAUGAUGAACAGGUUUAAGAAUGCGGAGCUCUACGAAGAUUAUCAGAAAAAGUUACGUGAUGAGAAGAAGAGGAAAAUACAAGAGUACCGUGCUGACAUCCUCAAGCUUUGGCGCGAGCGUGAGGAGCGCGAGGCGCAGGCCCGCGCCGACACUCGUCACUUCUACGGCGAGCUGGCGGAGCAGAAGCUGCGGGCCCAGGACAACAAGCUGUUCACGUACUGGAGCCGGCUGCUGGAGGAGGCGCGGCGCCACGGCCGCCCCGACCACGCGCUGCUCAGAGUCAGAGAUGAAUACUGCAAGAAAUAUCGGCUGUACCCGAUGCCGGAGCUGCCCACGUCGAUGCAGGAGCACUUCGAAGGGUACGCGCCGCGAGACCUGUCGCUUCCCGAUCAGUCGUACCGCUACCCGCCACCGCCCGCGCGCGAGCCUGACGAGGGGGAGGAGGGGGGCGGCCUGGCGGGGGAGAGGAGGGACGGACUGCAACCGUCCGCUACCGAGCGCGAGCCUAUGCCUGGACCGUCGAAACCGAGAGAUUACAAUCCACCGGUGAUCGAUGCCGACUACAAGAGAUCUGCACCAGCUAAUGGCAUGCAGAGACGGAAAACUAUGGAGUUAUCUGAAGCCUGCGCGACGAACGGCUGCAACUGUGAGCUCAAGAGAAAAUAAAACAAACAUUUACAAAAUACGAAUUUAUUUGAGAGCAAUGUGUAACGAGUGAGUGAGCGAUAUGGCACCGUCUCUGUCUGACUAGACUGUAAAAUGUCGAUAUUAAACAUUAUUUAUUGGUUA